GUGAUAAGGUUUAAAAAAAUUAAGAAGGAGAACCCUGAUAGGCAUGCCAUAAAGCGUCACAUAUGGAAAUCCUUGGAGGACAAAAUAUUGCUCAAUAUACUCAAAGAUCAAACCUUAAAUGGGGGAAAAGAAGGAACAAGUUACACAAAAAAAGCAUGGCGUGAAAUUCAAGAACAGUUCAAUGACUCAAAGGUAGACAAACUUGAGUUGCAACAAAUAAAAAAUCGUCACAAGUACUACAGGAGUUGUUAUGCUACCAUGGAUAGACUUCUAAAACUCACUGGGUUUGGCUGGGAUGAUGAAGACAAAAUGAUCAAAGCUUCUGAUGAAACUUGGGAGGAUCUCAUUUCGAAGGAUAAGAAUCUUCAAGAAUAUCGGGAUAAAGUGUGGCCUAGUUGGACAGACCUUGAAGAGAUAUGUGCUAGCUCUACCACAUCUGGAGAUGGUGCUAUAUCUAGCAAAGGAAACGGUGAAACGACCAAAGUAGAAAUUGAUCUGAAUGAGGUAGUAGAUCUUGAAUCAAAUGAAGCAGAUGACCCAGCUGUUGGUUGUCCUAAGAAAUCCGAUACCACAAAGCCAGAUCAAAAUAAGAAGUGCAAUGCAAGUGUAUCACAAGAUACUUCAAAAGGUCGAAAACGCAGAGCUGAUGAUGCUAUAACCGCAUUAGAUCGCCUUGAUGAUGCAUCACUCAGCAUUGUUGAGUCAAAGAAAAAUGCAGCACAGCAGACAGAAGCAUACUCCCUGAAGUCAUGUAUGCAGAUAUUAAAUGGCAUGCCCCACCUUGAGGCGAAGAAAAAACUUAAAGCUGCACAAGCAUUUACAAAUUGCAACCAAAGGGCAGUUUUCAUUGAGAUGGAUGAAGAGACUCGGUCUCUUUGGAUUCAAGAUGUUGAACAGCAGUGA
Molecule: messenger RNA, 903 nt
Organism: Lolium perenne
Lineage: Eukaryota; Viridiplantae; Streptophyta; Magnoliopsida; Poales; Poaceae
Source: RefSeq, a predicted model, not a curated record